Ochotona curzoniae (black-lipped pika) is the source of this 2406-nucleotide messenger RNA. It is a transcript of the gene SEC61A2, whose product is annotated as SEC61 translocon subunit alpha 2. Lineage: Eukaryota; Metazoa; Chordata; Mammalia; Lagomorpha; Ochotonidae. Gene Ontology annotation, biological process: post-translational protein targeting to membrane, translocation; SRP-dependent cotranslational protein targeting to membrane, translocation. The coding region runs from base 78 to 1508 and encodes 476 amino acids. The transcript has 12 exons. Gene Ontology annotation, molecular function: signal sequence receptor activity; ribosome binding; transmembrane protein transporter activity. The record is from RefSeq and is a predicted model, not a curated record. Gene Ontology annotation, cellular component: membrane; Sec61 translocon complex.
GGCGGUGGGCCGCGGGAGUGGGGCGCAGGCAUCCUUGAGGUCGCCGUGCUCCGCAGGGCCUCCUCCCUGCCGCCACCAUGGGCAUCAAAUUUUUAGAAGUUAUCAAACCCUUCUGUGCAGUUCUACCUGAAAUUCAGAAACCUGAAAGGAAAAUCCAGUUUAGAGAAAAGGUGCUAUGGACUGCUAUAACUCUGUUCAUUUUCUUAGUGUGUUGUCAGAUCCCACUGUUUGGAAUCAUGUCAUCAGAUUCUGCAGAUCCUUUCUACUGGAUGAGAGUUAUUCUUGCAUCUAACAGAGGAACUUUAAUGGAACUGGGAAUCUCCCCAAUUGUAACAUCUGGUUUGAUCAUGCAGUUGUUAGCUGGAGCCAAAAUCAUUGAAGUUGGUGAUACACCUAAGGAUAGAGCGCUCUUCAAUGGAGCCCAGAAAUUAUUUGGUAUGAUCAUUACCAUUGGGCAAGCUAUUGUGUAUGUCAUGACGGGCAUGUACGGGGACCCCGCGGAAAUGGGUGCUGGCAUCUGUCUCUUGAUCAUCAUUCAGUUGUUUGUUGCUGGUUUGAUUGUGCUGCUGUUAGAUGAGCUGCUACAGAAGGGUUACGGCUUGGGGUCUGGGAUUUCCCUCUUUAUUGCCACCAACAUCUGUGAGACCAUUGUCUGGAAGGCCUUUAGUCCCACUACCAUUAACACUGGCAGAGGCACCGAGUUUGAGGGAGCAGUCAUUGCACUGUUUCACCUGCUGGCCACCAGGACAGACAAAGUCCGAGCUCUGAGGGAGGCGUUUUAUCGUCAGAAUUUACCCAAUCUCAUGAACCUCAUUGCUACAGUUUUCGUGUUUGCUGUUGUCAUCUAUUUUCAGGGAUUUCGUGUUGACUUGCCCAUUAAGUCAGCCCGGUAUCGAGGACAAUAUAGUAGCUAUCCCAUCAAACUCUUCUACACCUCAAACAUUCCCAUUAUCCUUCAGUCGGCCUUAGUUUCAAACUUGUAUGUGAUUUCCCAGAUGCUGUCUGUUCGAUUUAGUGGCAACUUCUUAGUAAAUUUACUAGGACAGUGGGCUGACGUCAGUGGAGGAGGCCCUGCCCGCUCUUACCCCGUCGGAGGCCUCUGUUACUAUCUUUCUCCGCCAGAGUCCAUGGGUGCCAUAUUUGAGGAUCCUGUCCACGUCGUCGUUUACAUUAUCUUCAUGUUGGGAUCCUGUGCAUUCUUUUCUAAGACUUGGAUAGAGGUGUCUGGUUCCUCUGCCAAAGAUGUAGCUAAGCAGCUUAAAGAACAGCAGAUGGUAAUGCGGGGUCACAGAGAUACCUCCAUGGUUCAUGAGCUUAAUAGGUACAUCCCCACGGCUGCUGCGUUUGGAGGCUUGUGCAUUGGCGCCCUCUCUGUGCUGGCAGACUUCCUGGGAGCCAUUGGAUCUGGCACUGGGAUUCUGCUUGCAGUCACCAUUAUUUAUCAGUACUUUGAAAUAUUUGUUAAGGAACAGGCUGAGGUUGGUGGGAUGGGUGCUUUGUUUUUUUAAAUGUUCAAAUAUUUCUUCUUGUGUGUGUGAAAGGGAAAACAUUUUGACAUGUUGUUUUUGUCAAAGAAUGCCAGUUCUCCUUCUCUCCCUUCACAGUUUCUUGUUUUCAAGUGCUAAUUGUCCCAUUUCCAGAAUGGGCGCCGAGCUAAGCCUGUGUGCAGCGUUAGUACCAGCUGCCUUAAAACCGAAGUUUACAUUCUCCAUUAAGAACUGUCCAUCUGGUGUUGCCUGUCCUGCUGGAAAUCAGUGCAUCCACCUUGCUGUAUGAAAUUAUGACGGUGAGACGGUGACAUGCAUUCGUUUUGCACACAAUGUUCAGAAUACUACACCCCCAACACUUGUUUAAAAAUAAAUGUAGUUCAAAUUGCCACUUUCCAGUAUUUUUGAACUUAUUUAAUGAGUUCUGGAACAUUUAUAUCUAAUCUAUAUUUUAGAUAAUUACUUUUUUAUACUUUUUUAACUCAUAGUGUCCAUGAUCCUGGCCCUCCCUGCCCCGACCCUCCCUCUUCUUAUUUGUCCCCUUCCAGAGCAGCCACUUAGCCCAGACGGGCUGAACUCCGGCAUCAGUUACCUGUGUCCGUAGAGCCAGCUGUUUCCGAUCACUCCUGCUCGUCAUUCCUCCUUUCUUCCAGGUGACAGCAUACUCAGUGCUGUUUGACUGUAUUGGCUAUGCCUCCUAAUUCCAACCAGUCACUUGAGAAUACUCCUUCAGAUACUAUGCCCCUCUUCUUUCUUUCUCUUUUUAAUCCCUAAAGCAAAGAUUUAAUUCUCAAGCAAUGUCUGUAGUUCAGUGGGGGUGAACAAUGAGUAAUUCAUGCUAGGAAUUUAUGUAUGUUGUUGUACUUGCAGCAGCAACAAGAGUGUAAACAGUAGACAAUAAACUUUUAUUUAAUAAAAC